Messenger RNA from Chinchilla lanigera (long-tailed chinchilla), 1453 nucleotides. RefSeq names its product coiled-coil domain containing 90B (gene Ccdc90b). Gene Ontology annotation, cellular component: mitochondrion. Lineage: Eukaryota; Metazoa; Chordata; Mammalia; Rodentia; Chinchillidae. Bases 201 to 1133 code for a protein of 310 amino acids. The record is from RefSeq and is a predicted model, not a curated record. The transcript has 9 exons.
CCAGGUUACUGUGCGGCUAGAGGCAGACGCGUCGCCACAGAUCCACGGCGCAUUAGCACAGGCUUUCCCCGGGGAGCGUGUUUUUGGGCGGUUCCUCAUGCCAGGAAACCUUCUCCUGGACCCCACCUCUCUGGGGCGGUAAAGAUGUGCACCGGUUGGGAAGGGGCGGCGGGAGAGCGGUGCCGCUCUGAACCACGCUCAUGAACACUGCCUGUGAAGAGGGAACUUGUCCGGAGCCGCUCGGGGUCUUGGGUCCGCCCGGAGACUACAUUUCCCGGCAUCCUCGCGGUAGCGGAACUACCUUACCCGAAAGCCUGAGCGAGCUGUCUCCCGCCUUCCGCUUCCUCCUGCCCAUCGGAAAGGAGACCAUGAGGCGUCGCUGGGCUUGGCCCCCUCUGCACUCCGCUGGCAGCCGGGGCCGCUGGGUUUCAACUCCGCGAGGGCGAUUCUCGCCGGCCCUGCGGAGAGAUUUCUUGACCACUACAAGCAAGGAAGGAUAUGAUAGGAGGCCAGUGGACAUAACACCUUUAGAACAAAGGAAAUUAACUUUUGAUACCCAUGCCCUGGUUCGGGAUUUAGAAACUCAUGGAUUUGACAAACCACAAGCAGAAACAAUUGUAUCAGCAUUAACCACUUUAUCAAAUGUCAGCCUGGAUACUAUCUAUAAGGAGAUGGUCACUCAAGCACAACAGGAAAUAACAGUUCAACAGCUAAUGGCUCAUUUGGAUUCUAUCAGGAAAGAUAUGGUCAUCCUCGAAAAAAGUGAAUUUGCAAAUCUGAGAGCAGAGAAUGAGAAAAUGAAAAUUGAGUUAGAUCAAGUGAAACAACAACUGAUACAUGAAACCAGCCGAAUCAGAGCAGAUAAUAAACUGGACAUCAACCUCGAAAGAAGCAGAGUAACAGAUUUGUUUACAGAUCAAGAAAAGCAACUUAUGGAAGCAACCACAGAGUUUACCAGAAAGGACACCCAAACCAAAAGUGUUAUUUCAGAAACCAGUAAUAAAAUUGACACUGAAAUUGCUUCCUUAAAAACGCUGAUGGAGUCUAACAAACUUGAGACAAUUCGUUAUCUUGCAGCCUCCGUGUUCACUUGCCUGGCAAUAGCUCUGGGAUUCUAUAGGUUCUGGAAGUAGUACUGCUGCCGCUGCCUCUGCUGCCAAUGACUUCUUAGAACACUACAGGAGAGAUUUUCUUUCCACAUGGUCAGUUGCUGAAGAAACUUAUUACGAGAUUAUUCAAGGUGUACAUGGACUAGAGAAGCAUUUCAGGUACCUCCCCUUGAUUCUGUGUAUAUGCUAUGUUGAAAAGCUGUCAUCCAAAACAUGAUUUCAGAUGACAGAGCACUCUGUCCCUAAGUUUUUGAUAGUUCAUACAAAUAGAACCAGAAUUUUCUUUCAUUUGAACAACUUUAUAAAUAAAAUUAUGUUGAUAUCUGCUGCAAAUUUGAAAACUA